Messenger RNA from Aplosporella prunicola CBS 121167, 1881 nucleotides. Its product is annotated as GMC oxidoreductase. The coding region runs from base 1 to 1881 and encodes 626 amino acids. Gene Ontology annotation, molecular function: oxidoreductase activity, acting on CH-OH group of donors; flavin adenine dinucleotide binding. Lineage: Eukaryota; Fungi; Ascomycota; Dothideomycetes; Botryosphaeriales; Aplosporellaceae. The record is from RefSeq and is a predicted model, not a curated record. The transcript has 6 exons. Gene Ontology annotation, biological process: secondary metabolite biosynthetic process.
AUGUUGUUAUUCUCACGCCUUCUCUCGCUCUCGGGGCCUACGGCGGCCGGGCUCCUGUUCUUCGCAUCGUACACAUCCGCGCUCGAGGGGUGGAAGUUCAACGAGGGCAAAACGGAGAUCCUGGGCAAUUCUUUUGGCGUGCCGGGCGUCGAGGUGACAUACGACUACAUUGUGGUUGGAGCGGGAACUGCCGGUGGUGCUGUUGCCGCCCGCCUCGCCCUUGCUGGCUUCUCCGUGGGCCUCAUCGAGGGCGGCUCCUUCUACGAGCUCGACAAUGGCAACCGCACCACCAUUCCCGGCUACGACCAAACUACACAUCCUAACGAUGCAGGCGCCUCUCUGGUCGAUUACGAUUUCGUCACCGGGCCGGAACCGGGCCUAAACGGUCGAAGCCUGCACUACACGCAGGGCAGGACCUUUGGCGGAUCCUCCGCCCUCAAUCUCAUGGGCUACCAGCGUGGUACUGUUGGCUCGUUUGAAAAAUGGGCCUCGAUAGUUGGCAACGACCUAUGGAAGUGGGACAACGUCUUCUACUUCUAUAAGAAAAGCGCCAACUUCACGCCACCAAACUAUGACAAAAUCGACCCCCGGUUCAACAUCAGCUACGAUCCCUCGGCUUUCGACAACUCCCUUGGUGGGCCGCUGCAGAUUUCGUAUGGCAACAACCAACAAGACUACUCACCGGGUGUCGCCCACGGUUUCGAAGCUAUGGGUCUGUCGCUCAUCCCUGGCCUGAACAGCGGCUACUUACUAGGCUAUGGCCCCAUGAGUGCGACAGUCAACCCCAAGGCGGCAACCAGGGAGACGUCGCAGACUUCGUUUGUGCAAACGGCCAUAGAUGAGACUGACAUUAAGCUCUACCAGACUACUACGGUCAAAAAGAUUCUGUUCGAUGACGACAAGAAGGCAAUUGGUGUUGAGGUAGAAGGCCACGGUGGCAUACCUGUCGUGUACAACCUGUACGCGAGCAAAGAGAUUGUCGUUUCUGCGGGAGCCUUCCGCUCGCCGCAGCUGCUUAUGGCCUCUGGAGUAGGACCCAAGGCUAUUCUGGACCAAUUUAGCAUCCCUGUCGUCGCCGACUUACCUGGUGUUGGCCAGGGCAUCCAGGAUCAAGUAUGGCUGGGCUUCAGUUAUGGUGUCAAUGUGACUACAAAGACCCAGAUUGUUCUUAAUAACCCUGACUAUACAAAGCCGGCCAUUGAUCUGUACCUUCAUAAUCAAUCUGGUCCACUUUCUGGUAUCGGUGCCGGAGAGCAAGUCGGAUGGGAGAAGCUCCCAAAGGAGAACCGCGCUCGCCUUACCAACGAAACGCUGGCUUGGCUCAGCACUUUCCCCGAUGACUGGCCCGAUGUUGAGUAUCAAGACAUCGCAUUCAGCUCCGUACCCGACGACAUUCGACCGGACGGACAAUACAUGACGUUUGGGGCGGCGCUGUUGACCCCUAAAUCUCACGGCAACGUAACGCUUCGCAGCAACGAUACCAAUGAUUACCCGGUCAUCAUGAUGAAUUACCUGCUCGACCCCGUCGACCAGGGCGUAGCCAUCGAAGCGUUCAAGCGGUUGCGGCAAUGGGCCCGGGGCAGCGGCAUCCUCGUGGACGAGUUCAAUCCCCCCGAAGACGUAGAGACGGACGAGCAGAUCUUCGAGUGGAUCAAGGCCGAGGCUACCUUCAUCUACCACGCCAGCUGCGGUUGUGCGAUGGGUAGGGACGACAAUCCCGCUGCUGUGCUUGACGCCCAGGCUCGUGUCCGCGGUGUUACGGGUCUUCGCGUUGUUGAUACGAGCUCUUUCCCUGUUCUUCCUCCGGGGCAUCCUUUGGCUACAGUCUACAUGGUGGCCGAAAAGAUCGCCAAUGCCAUCAUCAAGGGCGAACUGGAGUAA